GUGUGUGUAUGUGUGUGUGUGUGUCAGUUAAAGUUCUCUGCAGUUAAUGGGACCUAGUCUAGAGGCUAGCUAAAAGAACAGGAGCAGGGGAUAACUUUUUUUUAACCAGCUGUGACCCUCCAGCGAACACUAACACGCUCCCUCCCCUUUGCACACCUGUACUGCUCUCCCCAGGCAGCGAGAAUUCACCGUCAGAACAUCUCAGAGAAACACUGGGACGGAUCUUAGCAACUGAAAAGGUUAAGUUACUGUGUUACUUGUGCCAACCAUGCAUGUGAUCAUAUCGCUGGCAUUCCUGGUGGCAGCCUCCUGGGCCAAGCCAUUUCAUCAGACGCAGUUCCUUGACUUUAUGCUGGAGGAUGAGGGAUCUGGUUUUCUCCCCGAUAAUGAUGUACCCAGGUGCCCGUUUGGUUGUCAGUGCCAACGAAGAGUGGUACAGUGCUCUGACUUAGGUCUGACCACAGUACCCGAGAACAUUCCCAAAGACACCACACUACUUGACCUGCAGAACAACAAGAUCACAGAGCUGAAAGAAAAUGACUUCAAGAACCUAAAGAAUCUUCAUGCCUUGAUCCUGGUGAACAACAAAAUUGGCAUGGUUCAUCCCAAAGCCUUCGCACCCCUGGUGAAGCUGCAGAGGCUUUACUUGUCCAAGAACCUGCUGAAAGAAAUCCCAGCAAACAUGCCUUCCUCCCUCCACGAGCUUCGCAUCCACGAGAACGAAAUCACCAAAGUGAAGAAGAACGCUUUUGACAACCUGUCGCAGGUGUACGCCUUAGAAAUGGGCAGCAACCCCCUGAAAAAUUCCGGUAUCGACAGUGGUGCCUUUCACGGACUGAAAAAGCUUUCUUUUAUUCGACUAUCGGAUGCAGCCCUCACAGCUGUCCCCAAAGAUCUCCCAAGCUCUUUGUCUGAAAUUCAUCUCGACGGCAACAAAAUCACUCGUGUGAAAACUGAUUCGCUGAAGGGUCUGCACAACUUGGUCAGAUUGGGCUUGAGUUUCAAUGAGAUUGUCGUUGUGGACAAUGGCUCACUGGAUAAUGCACCAUACCUGAGAGAACUUCACAUGGACAACAAUGCACUCACCAAAGUACCUGCCGGCUUGGCUGACCAUCGAUAUAUCCAGGUGGUCUACCUCCAUAACAAUCUCAUCACGGCCGUGGGCGUUAAUGACUUCUGCGGACUCGAUUACUACGCAAAGAAGAACCUGUACUCGGGGAUAAGCCUCUUUAAUAACCCUGUCCCAUACUGGGAGAUCCAGCCAAUUACCUUCCGCUGCGCCACGAACCGUGCAGCCAUCCAGCUCGGCAACUUUAAAUAAAACCUUCCCAGCCUGUGAGAAGGAAAUGUCACAAUCAGUGCUGAGUAUCCCUCGUACACCCCAAGAUUUGCUGAGGAGUGUAAACCUACAGCUGACCAAACAGAAAUGGUGCUACUAAACUAUCUUCAUUACUCCUGAAUAAUUAUAGAAACGAGCAUAUCCACAAGCUUCAUCUUCCAACCGCACACUUAUUUUGUAACGUCUGCGGGCGCAAGCACGUUACAUGAUCUGACUGAACACCGGUCUCCCCCCCCCCCCCCCCCCC
Molecule: messenger RNA, 1586 nt
Organism: Carcharodon carcharias (great white shark)
Lineage: Eukaryota; Metazoa; Chordata; Chondrichthyes; Lamniformes; Lamnidae
Gene: dcn
Product: decorin
Exons: 8
Coding region: 269-1321 (350 amino acids)
Molecular function (GO): protein binding
Source: RefSeq, a predicted model, not a curated record